CAGCAUUUUGGGAUAAUAUUUCAAUUUUUCGCCCUGGGAUGUCCAAGCUACUGAUCUUUAUUAAGGCACAUCAAUACCUUACCAACAUAUCAAAUUUAAUUAAAUUCCUUACAACCUCACACAAUAAAAUAAUCCAAUAAUAUUUUUCCUCAGCAAGAGGGUGAAUAUCACACAUUUUUCCUCCAUUAAUAAUCCUCAAAGAGAGCUUCCUUGCUGAGUACCUGGCUCCUUACACAAACAAAUCCCCGCCUCCUCAGAUAUAAUGACAACAGGAGACGCUGGCACAGAGGUCACAUGAUUGAAGUAUUGAACGGCAGACGGCCUUUCUCCUUUCAAGGGAUUGACAUGCAAAUAAAGCAAACAGUCAUUUCAUGCUGCAAUUGGUUGCUCUGUUUGUACAAGAUGACUGCAACGGGGUUUUAGCAGGUGAAAAACUUGUGUGCACAGCAAAGUUGGACAGGGAAGUGAACCAACAGGGACUUGGUGAUACAGGUACUAUAUGUACAGUAAAACCUGAGCAGAAGCAAAAGUAUGACGUGAAAAAACCAGUGUGAUCAACGACGUCCUCAGGAUCAUUUUCACGGGUCGCAGCAAGAUCACAGUAUCAGCCAGCGGUCAAAUUCAGAAAAGAGGAAAUACCUAGAGGCGUCAAAAACUUACCACAAAAUUCAAAAGUCUGUUCAUCUGGAUUUGGACCAAAAAUUUUAAUGAAUGAACCAUUUAUAAAUUGUGGUUGAAAACUGCAGUGAAACCACUGGACAAGCACACCUCAUUAAGGAGUAAGUUUUUCACUUUACCAUAAAAAACGUCCAAUAUUCUGCUGAGGGCUAAAAAACAAUCAUCCACAUCUGAGCACUAAUCUUUGCUGCACAUUUCAGCAGAUUAUUUCUAUGGAUUUUUUUUACCCACUCUGUAAAGGAGAUAGACUUAUUCUACAGGGAGGAUCAUUAAGGAUUCCUGUGGAGGAAACCAAGCCAAUUUAGUGUGUAGUUGCUACUUACAUCAGGCUAAUAGACCAAACAAAGGGGUGAUUUGAACUGGAUAUGAUAUCCAAGCCCCAGGCUGGAAGAGACAUGUGACGAAGGAGUUCUAGACGUUUAUGUUCUCAGACAGUGACGGCUGGUAAAUUAUGACAGAAAUAUUAUUCAGACCAUCUGGACAUUUCAAAACUCGUCAUCAUUCAAGGUAUUAAACUAACCUUUAUCUCUUCAAGAUACUGAAUCAAGCGGAUUUCGUUUAAAAUUAAUUUCCCAACUGGACACUGUUGCCAAGUGCACUGCAAUUUGUCAAUUUUUCUCCCCUGGCCCCGCAGGUGAGAUGAUGCCAGCUUGAUUACCAUAAGUGUGCUUGCAUAUUUGAAGGAGCAAGAUUAAUUGGACAUUUAUAAUUCAUGCUGACAGUUAUUACGUGGCUGCAACUUCAGGCUUUUCCACCCAGACAAACCAUUGCUCAAAGCACUGGAUGCUCCUCAAUAAUACUACUGUGUAAUUGAUCUGCACAUCUGAGUCAAAGAAAUCAUUCGCCAUUGCAGUGACACACACGGAAAAAUUCUAGAAAACACCUGGUGCUCUUCCUGUACCUGAUACAAACAUUUGCUGUUAAUUCACUUGGGUUUGCCCAGGAAAAGGAUAUUACCAUAAAAGUGAAACCUAAACUGUUUUGGCGUCUGCCAGCGUCUUGUUAAACAGCUGACUUAUCUGAGGGGUUUGCUAACAUUUCCUGGAUUUAAUUUAUACCCUAAACACAUCAGUGUAAAUUGACUUUUUUCAAAGAAAAUCUCCUGAAAUUUCCAAAAGCACACUACUUGAUUACCAUCUGUUCAGUGUACCAAGCAACGGGGAGAAUUUAACUGUGGCUAUCAGGAGUUAAUGUGAUUACAAGCUGAGCCCAACUUGAUAACAUUUUCACCAGAGCUCUGUCUUCACGGUGCCAAGCCGCCAGGAUGAUGGCUCCCCUAGGUCCAUUGAUUUGGGUAACCUUUCCACUUCUCUUCCUCUUGUUGAUUGAUUCCCUGUCUCAAGUGGACGCUGCUAACCACUGCAACGUAAUCUACCAAAAGUCUCAUCUUCAAGCCCACUGCCAAAGCCGAAAUCUACAUAGUAUUCCAAAAAAUUUGACCAAUGGGAAUCGCAUCCACUUUCUUUUUGUGACAAAUAACAGACUUGAAUCUAUUGGAAACAAUGAUCUCGAUGCAUAUCCUUCUUUACAAGAGGUUUAUUUUGAAAAUAAUCGAAUAAAAAGAAUAUCUCGGAAUGCAUUUCACAGCCUACGCAAUCUCAUUCUCAUUGACCUUGAAGGAAAUGACUUAAAAUAUAUUCCAGAAGGCACCUUUCAAAAUCUUAACAAGCUACGAGAACUCAAUCUGGGUGGUAAUGCCAUUGCAAGAAUUGACAACAAUGCUCUGAUUUUACCCAGAUUAGAAAAACUUUCGUUUGCUGAGUGCAAGUUAACAUAUGUGGCACCUGAGGCAUUCUCAGGGUUGGGCGUGUCUUUCACAGAGCUGAAUCUAGCACACAACAGCCUUGCUAGAUUAGACUCAAGAAUCAAGCAAAGUUUCACAAACAAUUUUAACAUCUUGCGGAUUUAUGGUAAUCCCUGGAAUUGUGACUGUCAUUUACGAUGGCUGAGACACUGGCUGGUGCACGCAGAUUUAAUCUGGGAGUUUGGCACUAACGUCCCUAUGUGUGACUCUCCACUGAAACUGAAAAACCAACUCUGGUCAGAUGUAGAGGCAAAUAAUUUUGCAUGCUCUACCAAAGUUCUCACAAAUGGUUCAUCUAAGGUGACAAAUGAAAACAGUCCCGUAUCAUUUGACUGUGUCAUAUAUGCCAAUCCAAAGGCAAAAAUCACUUGGUUUAUGAACGGGACCGAAAUUCAGUCAACUAGCAACAGGUACAAUGUGACAGAAAAUGGAUUAUACAACCUCACCAACACACUUCAUAUCAAAAGUGCCCACUCAAAUGACAGUGGGGUCUACAAGUGCUUAGCUGAGAACCUGUCAGGACAGAGUGAAGCCACGUUUAACCUUAAAGUAUACGCGGCGCCUCCUGCCCAGGCUCAGAGCAACUCUCAUCGAGUAAUCAUGGGUGUUGGUAUGAUAGCCGGUAUUACCACUGCCGGGUGCCUGGGACUUUUAUUGAUCGUUGCCCUUCUAGCUUAUAGUGCUCGAAGGUGUCUUUGCCCAAAAGGAAGCAAGGAUGUCUCUCCAAAUAAACCUACCAUGAAUGGAAAACGUAAUGGGAGCAGCAAUGGCCGCAAGCCUCACAGUGGAGGUGAGGACCACGAGCUUCAGUCUCUCUGUGGAUCUUCAAUGACGGGGACUACGAGAAGAAGUGACCUUGACCCUAUAGAACUCAAACUUUUAAAGGAGCAAGCAUAUCCUAUUCCUGAAGAGUAUACUUCUGAAGGAGAGCUCGGUUUUAUGGGGUCAACAAAUAAACGUGGUUAUUACCCACAUGAUCAUGCAAACUACCAAGAUCCUUAUGAGUAUGAGGACCAACAUUUUUACCCUGGCAAUGGAGACUAUUACCCUCUUACAGACAAUCAAUUAUACCCACAGGACUUACAUGUAGAUCAUAGCUACCCUGAGGAACCAGGGUAUUAUAGACUAAGGGACCCAGACUAUCAGUAUAAUGAAGAUAACAUCAACCCCCAGGAUCUACCCCCACACAUGGACUAUGUUCCCCAGGGUGGUCCUCCUGAACAGUAUUAUGGAUUCCCAGGAUAUAUGCCAAAUGAUCCAGGGUAUUACCCUGACGUCCCUGGGGGUCCCCUCCCCCUGCCUCCAGCUCAUUUAUUGGACCCUGCUCUGGCUCCAGUAUAUGGUAUCCAGCAGAGCCCGGGGCCCAUGGUGGGAGCUCCCAGGAAUAGGAGCCCCAUUCCUCCACAAGGCUCUGACCAUGGGUAUUUUUCUCUACCCAAUGUAAGUGAAGGCCCCCGUAAGAGCCCAGCCCCGUCUCAGGGCUCCAGUAGUAAAGGGCAGAUUCCUUCCAGCAGAAGUGAUGGUUCAUUAAAAAAGGGGGCUGUGCCAAAACAAAAGUCUCGAGAUGGUAAACUAUCUCCUGUAAGUGACAUCAGUAAUGGUGCAAGAAGUCCUCUACCUGGUCCACAAGUAUAUGACAUUAAGCAAAGACAAGGCUCUCUACAAAGAGGGAGCCCUCUGCCAGGUCCUGUUCUGCCACUAGGUGAACAUGGACCAAACACUAGAAGGAGCCCUUUCCCAAGACAGUCCUCAGACCAAACUCCCUACGCCCAAUCUCCAACCACACCUACUGAGAGCUGCCCCCUGCCCCCAAAGAAGCCACCUAGACUGUAUGUAGACUUGAAUGGCUUGACUCAGUCAGACUCUCAGUCCAGAGACACUGUCUCCUCAAAGUCUUCAAAGUCGUCCAGUCAUCAUGAUAUGGGGGAUCCACAUGGAGUGGGAACUGCUGUAUAAAUGUUAUCUCCUGGUCUCACAACAGACAUUUUUUUCUUUGUUUCAGUAAAAUUGCUAAAAUAUUCUAGACAUGUUGAAUUUCUGAGCUUACUUAAAAUGAUUUAUGAUUUAUAGAUGAAAAUUGAUGAAAAAUAUUUCAUUUCGGUUAGCUACCAACUAUUGGUUUUUAGCACUGACAAAAAUCUGUAUCCUAUUGUUAGCCCAGCAACUUUUUAAAACUGAAUCUCAUGCAUUAUCAUAAUCUUUUGUUUUACUGCAAUGUAAAUUGUAUAAUGCCAUUUUGAGAAGUUCUUUUAUACAUAUUCCCUAAUUGAAGAACAUUUCCAAUAAUGAUAAAGGCAAAAAGCUGAUUAAUGCUUUUCUGCUACAGCUUAGAGUUUUUACAAUGCAUUAUAAAUAUAAGUAUGCGCUAUGCAAGCUAAAAUGAUAAUUGUUAAUUGCUUAUUCUUAGAUUAGAGACAAGUCAUGACUGAUAUGUAGGCUUCCAAGCUGAACUGCUCAAGUAGAAACACUGAUAUAGAGUAAAUUGCAGGACUAAGGUUGACAAGUGCUUGCUAGAUAUCAGACACAUCAUUUUAACUAAAUGUUUUAGACCUGCCUUGCAAAAACACGGAGGAGCAAUUACUAUAAUGAUGCUCUAACAAUAAAAAUGAUAUGUGCUGCAUAAAUCAUUAUGGCAUUAAGCAAAUGGUUUUCACCAUAAUUUCCUACUUAUUUCAUGGAGCAAUAAUAAAUCAUAAUUCCUAAAACAAAGCUUUGUUAACAAAGGUCCAGGUGUGUGUGUGUGUGUGUGUGUGUGUGUG
Molecule: messenger RNA, 5241 nt
Organism: Lingula anatina
Lineage: Eukaryota; Metazoa; Brachiopoda; Lingulata; Lingulida; Lingulidae
Molecular function (GO): protein binding
Source: RefSeq, a predicted model, not a curated record